AUGACUCCUGGUCAAAGCAAACUGCCUUCAGAUUCUAUAAAAGUAGUCCCUGGCAGGAGUAAACUCCGAGUUGAAUCUUCAAACCCAGUUGCUAGAGGGAAUCCAGUACCAAGAUCUUCAAAGGUGAAGUUGAUCACACCAGAGGAAGCUAUAAAACUACAUUCUGGUGUCAGUCAAGUGCCUGUUCCUCCACCUUCUGAAUCAUCAAGACCUUAUAAGCCUGCUCGUCCAACUUUUGAAUCAAGACUUAAGCCUGUUCGUGAAACUUUUGAAUCACAAAGACGUGAGCCUGCUCGUUCAACUUUUGAAUCAUCAAGACCUAAGCAUGUUCCUGUAGCGUUUGAGUCACAAAGACAUGAGCCUGCUCGUGCAACUUUUGAAUCAUCAAGACCUAAGCAUGUUCCUGCAACAUUUGAUUCACAAAGACGUGAGCCUUCUCGUGCUGCUUUUGAAUCACAAAGACCUAAGCAUGUUCCUGCAACAUUUGAUUCACAAAGACGUGAGCCUUCUCGUGCUGCUUUUGAAUCACAAAGACCUAAGCAUGUUCCUGCAACAUUUGAUUCACAAAGACGUGAGCCUUCUCGUGCUGCUUUUGAAUCACAAAGACCUAAGCAUCUUCCUGCAACAUUUGAGUCACAGAGACGUGAGCCUUCUCGUGCAACAUUUGAGUCACAAAGACGUGAGCCUUCUCGUGCAACUUUUGAAUCACAAAGACGUGAGCCUUCUCGUGCUACUUUUGAAGAACCAAGACAAUUCUCCGCUGUUCCAACUUCUAAACCACCAAGACCUGCCCCACCUCGUCCCAAUUCUAAACCACCAAGACCUGUCCCGGUUCGUCCAGCAGAAGGUUUCAGAAAAGAAAUUGUUUGUGGUCUUCCAGCUGCUUCGAGUAUGAACACAGCAACAGUGAAAUGGAGAACCAAUACAAGAAUUCUUCAUCAACCUAAGACGGUGGAGCUUCCUCCUAGUCCAAGUGCUUUGCAGAUUCCUUCAAAUGUUCAGCAGCAAGCUACUACUGAUGCAACAACACAUACAAUACAAGUUGUGGAAGUUGCUGAUAAAGCUAAAGAUAAUGGUUCCAAGGAGACAUGUGGAUCAACCUCUGAUGAAAGGAUCUCAGAGUUACUUCUGUAUCGACCAGCUUUGCUCCCUACUUGGAAGGGACGCAUUGUGGACUCUGCCAUGCUUUUUCCUGAGUUUGACUGCCAGUUUUGUGCUAAUCCAGCAUCAUGUAUCAGCAAGAAGGCACUGAGACUUUCAAAGGCGAUGCCUAUAUUUCUCGAGGUGGAACUAGAUCCUACAGGCCAUAUUCUGAAUGCUUUGUUUGGCAGAACCCCAAGGCUCUCGGAUGUGGAAUUAUACUUUUUCUCACAUGAGAAGGAAACAGAAAGGUCUAAACGGGAACAUGCUCAUCUGUUUGAGGCCAUGGUUACUCGCAAUGCCAUGAUCAAAGCUAGUGUAAACGGCACACAGUUGUUGAUAUUCUCCUCAAAACUAUUGGACAAGACCUCCCAGUUUUUCAUCAAGAAGCAGAAAAAAACAGAAAACUAUCUUUGGGGUUUCUUUCUCGGUAACAAAAACUCACAAUCACAUGUUCCACGAACUGAUAAGAAUCUUGAUGAUGCAAAUGUUGUUGACAUGGACAUUGACACUGAAGACCAGACUCCGUGGCUAAAUCUCCAGCCAAUUGCAGAAUCACAAAGACCAUCUUGCAGCUAUAGAUAA
Eruca vesicaria subsp. sativa (arugula) is the source of this 1725-nucleotide messenger RNA. NCBI's taxonomy places the organism in Eukaryota, Viridiplantae, Streptophyta, Magnoliopsida, Brassicales, Brassicaceae. The record is from the annotation of a GenBank genome assembly.